This is a messenger RNA of Leptidea sinapis, 832 nucleotides long. It is a transcript of the gene Rpb5, whose product is annotated as DNA-directed RNA polymerases I, II, and III subunit RPABC1. The record is from RefSeq and is a predicted model, not a curated record. Gene Ontology annotation, biological process: DNA-templated transcription. Gene Ontology annotation, cellular component: RNA polymerase I complex; RNA polymerase II, core complex; RNA polymerase III complex. Lineage: Eukaryota; Metazoa; Arthropoda; Insecta; Lepidoptera; Pieridae. The transcript is spliced from 6 exons. Bases 170 to 802 code for a protein of 210 amino acids. Gene Ontology annotation, molecular function: DNA-directed RNA polymerase activity; DNA binding.
CUCAUUAGCGAAUAGUAGGUAAAUAAUGUGAAAAGUUAUCAUCGAUGAGAGUUUGAGCUUUGAGUUUCAAAAUAUAAAUUAACUAGAUAAAUAAUAUUAUAUGUUCAUACUUCUUAGUAUAUGUAUACAGCGGAGUGGACGUUAAAUAGUAACAAAUUUAAUUUACACCAUGGAUGAUGAUGCGGAAACAUACAAACUUUGGCGUAUUCGUAAAACAGUUAUGCAGCUUUGCCAUGAUCGAGGAUACCUUGUAACACAGGAUGAAUUGGAUCAAACAUUAGAUCACUUUAAGGAACAAUUUGGUGACAAGCCAAGUGAAAAAAGGCCAGCUCGCAGUGAUUUGAUUGUUCUUGUGGCACACAAUGAUGACCCGACAGAUCAGAUGUUUGUAUUUUUCCCAGACGAAGCUAAGAUUGGUAUCAAAACAAUAAAAACUUACUGUACUAGAAUGCAAGAAGAAAAUAUACAUAGAGCUAUUGUUGUUGUUCAAGCAGGUAUGACACCAUCGGCCAAACAGUCUCUAGUAGAUAUGGCCCCAAAAUAUAUAUUGGAACAAUUUUUGGAAUCAGAACUUCUUAUAAAUAUAACUGAACAUGAAUUAGUCCCGGAACACAUUGUACUAACACCUGAUGAAAAACAAGAAUUGUUAGCUAGAUACAAAUUAAAAGAAAACAUGUUGAUGAGAAUCCAAGCGGGAGAUCCAGUGGCCAGAUACUUCGGUCUGAAGAGAGGACAGGUCAUAAAGAUCAUCCGAUCGUCGGAAACGGCUGGAAGAUAUAUUUCAUACAGAUUAGUUUGCUAAGUAUUAAAAAUAAACUAUUUUUACGACCAA